Messenger RNA from Charadrius vociferus (killdeer), 1447 nucleotides. Its product is annotated as chromosome unknown open reading frame, human C11orf24. The record is from RefSeq and is a predicted model, not a curated record. The coding region runs from base 1 to 1305 and encodes 434 amino acids. Lineage: Eukaryota; Metazoa; Chordata; Aves; Charadriiformes; Charadriidae. The transcript has 3 exons.
AUGUGGACUGCCAUUGUAUUCUUCCUGCUCAUUUCUUUCUGUAUAUGUGAACAUAGUUUUUCUGUCCUGAAAGGGAGAGGAGUCCACGUAGUGCGAAUAAACAGGCUUACAAUUGAAAAGCUGUGUAGACAGGCUUGUCAAAGCCCAGGUGCUUCAGGUAACCAUCACUGUAAUUGGUCUGUGCCCUACCAGAAUCGCUGCAUCCUCUUGCAGUGUCACCAGCUGAGUGUGUGCCAGAAUGCUGGAGAGCAAGACAUCAGAGAUCUGCUUGGAGAAAUUGUCAGUGGGAAAAGGGAAACGGUCCUGUUUCACCAAAGCUAUCCACAAAAAAAGGAGAGGAUGGUGAAUGCAGGGGCUGACCAACACAACGUGGAAAACCUGUUUUCCUCAACAGCACGGACUCACAAGAUUCACUUGAGGCAGUUGUUUGGGAAUGAGAGUGAAGAUGUAAUAACAAAUGCAAGAGAAACAUUUGUAAGCAAUGUGACGACCACCACAGGGAUGAAUACCACUGCCACAGCCAUAACAACAGACAUUACAAAUGCAACUGUCCUCACUACAGCUUAUGAAACAACUGCCAAUGCCUCAAACGCCCCUGGAGGUUCUCAUCGCCUUGCUGAAGCCAUGUCGUCCACUGCCUCUUCUCCUACUUCUGGUAACAUCCCUGCUUCCACUUCCAGCCAUUACAUCAAGUUUGUGAUCACCGCCAAAAAAUCAGGCAAUAGUAACUCUGGCUCAGUAUUGUCCCCCUCUUCUCCUUCUGCUCCCCUCACUGUCAUUUCUGAAGCAAAUACUCAAAUGCCUCAAACAAAGCAGUUUAACCCAGCCACCACCACCAGCGCUCCCCGCUCUAGUAGCCCCACCACUGUUGGAGCUGGCCUGAAGACACUGAGCACAACGUUGACCACCCUCAUCCCACAAGAUGCAGGAACAUCUUCCACUACUUCCACUCAUGCCAUGGUUUUACCUACUGCCUCUACCACAGAAACUACAACUGGGCAUGGGAUAAAGUCAUCAUCUCACAUUUUUUCAACAGCCACAGCUCCAGCAGAUGCACCCAAAACAGCUUCGGCCCCUGCAGAAACUCAGGACAGGGACAAUGAGUAUCUUCUCAUUGCUGCUGAGCCCCUGACUCAGUACUUAGUGGAUAAAAGUUCACUUCUUGCAGUGCUUUUAGUUGGUACAUUCUUUUUCAUAACUAUUAUAGUUCUUUUCCUUAUGCAGGCCUAUGAGAGCUACAAGAAGAAGGAUUACACACAAGUGGAUUACCUUAUCAAUGGAAUGUAUGUGGACUCAGAAAUGUGAAAGGGUGAUGAUAAAACAGUGGGCAGAGAGAUGGAAAGGAGAUUGAGAGCCUGCCUGACUUGUUUUUCUUUCCUAUUUGCCUAUAACACAAACUGAAAGUGCUUCCAAAUUUACUUCUGGUGCAAUUGAGGAGAAAUGCCAU